Messenger RNA from Cydia strobilella, 649 nucleotides. It is a transcript of the gene awd, whose product is annotated as nucleoside diphosphate kinase. NCBI's taxonomy places the organism in Eukaryota, Metazoa, Arthropoda, Insecta, Lepidoptera, Tortricidae. The transcript has a single exon. Gene Ontology annotation, molecular function: nucleoside diphosphate kinase activity. The record is from RefSeq and is a predicted model, not a curated record. Gene Ontology annotation, biological process: CTP biosynthetic process; UTP biosynthetic process; GTP biosynthetic process. Bases 28 to 537 code for a protein of 169 amino acids.
AACGUAACUUCCUCUUUCCUUUUUCGUAUGAUCGCCACUUUGCUGUUCGCGUUCUCGACGAUAGCCGACUUCAUAAUGGCGGAACCACGUGAAAGAACUUUCCUCAUGAUCAAGCCUGAUGGCGUUCAACGUGGAAUCGUCGGCACCAUUAUUGAGCGCUUUGAGAAGAAGGGCUUCAAGUUGGUGGGCCUCAAAUUCAUGUGGCCGUCCGAAGAACUACUCCAGAAGCACUACAGCGACUUGGCGUCCCGGCCUUUCUUCCCCGGACUAGUGAAAUACAUGAGCUCAGGCCCAGUUGUACCCAUGGUUUGGGAAGGACUAAAUGCUGUGAAAACUGGACGUCAAAUGCUCGGCGCUACUAACCCAGCUGAUUCUCUACCCGGCACGAUUCGUGGUGAUCUCUGCAUCGAAGUUGGACGUAACAUCAUUCACGGCUCCGACAGUGUUGAAUCGGCUAAGAAAGAAAUUGCCCUCUGGUUUUCCGAAAAAGAAAUCGUCGGAUGGACCCCAGCUGCCGAGAAAUGGGUUUACGAAUAAACUAUAAUUCCUAAGUUUAAUAUUCCAAUCGCUAACCUAAAAUUCCACGGUGUUGAGGUUAGGUGUUUUUUUAAGUUAUGCAUUAAUUUACAAAUAAACUUACAAAAUAAUA